UUUUGAUGUGCAUGUGCCGGGCGUAUUACUUUAGCGCCCGCCCAACCGUCGUUCACUACUCACAAGUGAAUACAAUAUUAUUGAAGACAGAGAUGGAAGAGAGGUCUUCGGCACACAAGAGGAAGGCCUGCGCUCUACCGUUGACUCGAGUGAAGACAAUUAUGCGCUCUUCACCGGACGUGUCGUCCAUCAGUCCUGAAGCCAUCGCAUUGACAGCACACUCGGCGAAACUAUUCAUCAGUCAAUUAGUUGGCGAUUCACUGGACGAGAGUCACAGUGGAGACCAAUUGGAGUACAAAGACUUGGCUCAUGUUGUGGCCACUCAUAAGCGGAUGGCUUUCCUUCAGGACAUUUUGCCGCAGAAGAUGACGGUUCGAGACUUCGACCGAUUGGUCACAGAAUACGAGAAGCAACACAAGAGUGUCGGUCGAGACCACAAGCAUUAGACAUGUCUUAUGACAACAUUUGUAUUAUUUGUUUCAAUAAAAAUAAGCCCAACUUAUCAUAAGA
Messenger RNA from Oppiella nova, 510 nucleotides. The record is from the annotation of a GenBank genome assembly. Lineage: Eukaryota; Metazoa; Arthropoda; Arachnida; Sarcoptiformes; Oppiidae.